AUCAUUGCCUAGCAACUCGGAGUUUAUCAGGUCUUAUUUUUUAGUUGCGCUGACACAUAUUCAGCUACUAUGUGAACAUUAAAAGGUGUAUAAAUACCAUUUAUUGUGCUGAAGCUUCGGAACAAUAUGAGUAUCCAGAGCGAACCAAAUAGUUUACCAGUUUCGGAAAACUCGCGUGUUGAUUCCGGAACAGCUAGCCCCGAAAGUGAGGAGCUCAAAGAUGAGUCGGAUUCGAGCUCACCACAGCAGUCUACGGAGAGCAUUUCUAUUUCAGAAGAGACAACUGUCAGCACAACUCACAUUGUACUUUCUCCACUUGAAGCGAUUGGAAUUAUAUCUGUUCUAGAAACAUGUAUUGAUCAAAUUAAUAUACUGAGUUACACCAACGACAAGCCACCCAUUGAACCGAAUAUGGACUACAAAUCGCUGGAAGAGAGACUUGGUGUACCCGAUGAGAAGGACAGAGUCAUUGAUGUAGAAACUGAUCUGUUAAGAGAAGUGGCUAUAGCCUCAAUGAAACUGAAGAAAUUGCAGAGGGAUCGUGCAUUUUUAGAAAAGACAUUGCAGGCAACAGUGGAAGAAAUAAAGGCCACUGGAUCAUUCCACGUGUUAAGCAGAACUGUUCUCCAAGAGAUAUUGGUCCAAAUGGAAGAGAAAGACCUUAUAGAACAAGAAGAGCGAAAUUCAGAGGAAGUAAAAUAUCUGCAGGCAAAGAUUGUUGAAGAAGCAAAAGAAAUUCACGACAAGCUUUACCAGAGGGAUGAAAUUAUUGCAAAACUAAAGGAUCAAAUGCAAGAUGUGAUGUUUGACAGCGAAAUGCAGCUCAGAUAUGUCGAUCACUGGGAAAGGGCAAGGCAAAGUCAGAAUCUUCUCAAAUAUAAUCUACAAGAGAGACAUCUUACUGAAGCUAUCGAGGAACUUGAGGGACAAAGCAGUACUGAGGUCAAAGUUGGUGAGGCUGUUGAACGAUACAUAAAUGAAUCGCAAAAUAAACUUCUGCAAGAAAUAGACGAUUGGCAACAUAGAUACAUCACUGAACUUGAAGAGAGGCAGCUCCAUAUCUCAAAACUGACAGAACAGCGUGAGCAGCACUUCCAGGAACUGGAGGACCUUGCGGUUCUGUAUCAGAAACACCAAGAAGAAAUAAGAGACUACCUAGAAUUUGUAGCUGAAAGAGAACGAAAGGCAGCUGAAGAAAUUUUUAUAAAUAUGACAGCUACAAGAAUACAAGCCUGGUGGAGAGGCACGAUGGUUCGCAGGGGUUUAGGUCCAUAUAGAAAGAAAAAGGGCAAAGGAAAGGAGAAGGAUGCUAAAGGAAAGAAGGGGAAAAAGUAAUAAUUGUGCCCCACUAGUCAGAAGCCUCACAAAUGACUUUCAUAGUAAAAAUCUCUACAAGUUUAUAAAUGUGAUUAUUCAGAUUCCACUCAGUGUAGUUAUAGAUAUGUUUCCACUUCUACUUCAGUCAUAUAGAGAAUGAAACUGUCAGUACAGAGAGGGAGAUGGAGGGUGGGGGAGAUGCCAAAAUAAGAUGCUAUGCUGUUUUGAAAAUUACAUGCAAAAUUAACCCUGUUCUUUCCUUGGAAUUUUCGGAAAAGUACCAGUGCCAACCGUUGUGUUAAGACUACAAAACAUUCGUAUAGUUUUCAAGAAUACACAUUUAUAAUGAUGACAAUUUUUUGCAAAGUGAAAUGAUAGUGAAGAGUCCUAUAACAAAUGGUAGUGCUAGAUUCUUAUUUUGUUUGGAUCACACACAGUAACUGCGUAAUCAUAUUACUGAACAGGAAAAAUUAUCUUUCAACAAAACUUUAACAAUAAUCAAAUAAAAAUGGAUAACUAUACUUCUAUCUGACUGAAGGAAUCUUAACAUUAUGAUACACUCAACUCAAAGAUUGGUUUGAACACAACAGUGCUAUACUGGGCAUGGUAUGGUCUAUCCUUCCUCUGACUUUUCCAUUGAAUCAUCCAGACAACAAAUUGAUUUAAAAAAAGCAUUAAGCAUCUGUUGCAAACCACUUAGAACAUAUUUAAGUUGAAAAUGAAUUAUUUCAGUAACGACAGUCAGUAACUGUUCAAAUACUCAUAAAAAUUAUAACAAUUAAAAAGUCAAGAAUAAUGAGGUGUUUCCAAAAGCUGCAUAGCUAUGAAGGAGAUUUACUCGCAACUACUGGUUUCAUGUCAGUAUAGAUGCAUCUUCAGUUUUAUAAUCAUUAUGUUUUCAUAAAUCAAACAAUGGAAAAUCCAGGAUGGAAUGUAACAAUACGAGAGAAGGAAAGUUGCUACUCACCAUGUAGCAGAGAUGCUGAGUCGCAAUAGACACAAUAAAAUGAUUCACACAAUCGUAGCUUUCGGCCAUUAAGGCUUUUGUUAGCAGUACACACACACACACGCGCGCACACACACACACACACACACACACACACACACACACACACACACACACACACACUCUGUGUGUCUACUGCUGACAAAGGCCUUAAUGGCCGAAAGUUAUGAUUGUGAGUCUUUUUAUUGUGUAUAUCGCGACUCAGCAUCUCCACUAUAUGGUGAGUAGCAACUUUCCUUCUCUCGUAUUGUUAUGUUUUCAUAAGGUAGAUGGACAAUUACAGAGUCCCAGUUUUCAGAAAGUUACCCACGUUAAGAGUCAAAUCUCAAUCAUGGGUCAUCUUAAUAAAAUUGAGUACACACAAAGAUGCUUGUCAAAAUCUAUGAAGCAUGAAUGCUGAAUGCACCAGGCUGCACAACACCCCAUAGAAUUUAUUCUAACAUCUGAUGGACACGGGCUGUAUAAAAAACCAGUCAAGUGAAACUUAAAAUUCCAUAUAAUGUGCAUAUUUUCGCUGUAUUGUUAGCAGACUGAUGUGGUGUAAGCAGCCCGUGGAGACCAGCAAUACACUGGAAGGUGGAAGACCACUGUGCCGUUACUAGUGCCCACUUGUCACAUUUGACUCUGUUCUUCUUUCUUAUUUUUGCCGUUGUUCAUUGAUUCUUGAUGGUAGAUUUUUGUAAACUGAAUGAUUCACUGUUCACAGUAGCAACACUGUGAUACAGAGUUCUUCCCAAAAGCUGAGACUCCAUAGUUGGCCAUCUACAUUAUGGAAAUAUAACCAUUAUAAACCUGAAGAUGUGCCUAUACUGAUGUGAAACCAGUAGUUAUGAAUAAAGCGCCUUCACACAGCUAUGCGGCUUAUGGAAACAUUCAUCAUUCUUGACUUUUUGAUUGGUAUAAUUCUUAUGAUAAUUUGAAUGGUUAUUGUUAUUUAUAAGGUUUCAGAGCUGUGAUCACCAUCCCCAGAAAGUUGUUUGUGUCACUGGAAUUUGAUUUCAUGCUUGCCUUAUGUUGUGUCAUGUGUUGACAGCUGGUGUUUUCCUUUGGCUUGGAAAUCUUACUUUUGAAAUAAUAAUAUCUGUGAAAGUUA
Messenger RNA from Schistocerca gregaria, 3416 nucleotides. RefSeq names its product dynein regulatory complex protein 9. The coding region runs from base 127 to 1335 and encodes 402 amino acids. Gene Ontology annotation, cellular component: cytoplasm; motile cilium. Gene Ontology annotation, molecular function: protein binding. The record is from RefSeq and is a predicted model, not a curated record. NCBI's taxonomy places the organism in Eukaryota, Metazoa, Arthropoda, Insecta, Orthoptera, Acrididae. The transcript has 6 exons. Gene Ontology annotation, biological process: cilium organization.